AUGACGGAGAAAAACAUCGCCGACCGGUCGUCCCGCCCUAGCCGACCCAGCAAAUUAGCGCUGGCAAAUGUGCGUGUUUUCGACGGCACCUCCCUCCGGCCUCCCAGCACGGUGAUCAUCGACGGUUCCCACAUCGGCAAUGCAAACACCGAUGGCAAGCCGGUUCCCACCUACGACGCCCAGGGAAAGACGCUCCUCCCAGGCCUGAUCGACUCGCACGCCCACCCCAUGAAUGCAGACCACCUCGAGGCCCUCACCCGCUACGGCAUAACCACGGCCGUCAACGCCUUCUGCCCCGACCCAGCCUUCUGUACCUCCCUGUUAAACCACCCGGGCCUCACCUCCCUCCUCACAGCCUCCUUCAUCGCCACCUCCCCCAACAGCACCCACGCAAAACUCGUCGGUCCUUCCUCCCCCUUGCUGAUCCACAACACCAGCCAAAUCCCAGAAUGGGUCGGCCGGCAGGUCGCCCAGGGCGCCGACUUCAUCAAGGUGGUCGGCAGCGCGCCUGGGCCCGGGCUCUUGCAGGCCGCGCAGACGGCGCUGACGGAAGCCGCGCACGCGGCGGGGUGGCGGGUGGUGCUGCACGCGGCGAGCCGCGCGGCGUAUGAGCAGGGCCUGGCGGCGGGCGCGGAUCAGAUCCAUCACGCGCCGCUGGAUGUGGCUGUGAGCGGAGCGUUGUUGGAGAGUUUUGCGCGGAAAAGGCGCGAUGUGGUGGUGUGUCCGACGCUGACCAUGAUGCGUGCUACGGUGGAGGCGAUCGGUGGGAAUAAGUUAUCGUUUGCAGCGGCCACGGAGACGGUGGCGAGGCUUCAUCGGGCGGGGGUGACGAUACUUGCUGGCUCGGAUGCGAAUCUACAGCCGGGGACGCCGGCGCAGGUGCAGUUCGGUAGCAGCCUGCAUGAUGAGCUUGAAAAUCUGGUGGCGGCUGGGCUGUCACCGGUGGAAGCGCUGAAUGCGGCGACUGUGCUGCCGGCGAGAUACUUUGGGCUGGAGGACCGGGGUGUUGUUCGAGAGGGAAUGUUGGCAGAUCUGCUGCUUGUGGACGGAGAUCCGACGGUCGAUAUCAGGGCUUCGCGGAACGUUGUUAAGGUUUGGGUACGGGGAGUAGAAUUUGAUAGUCAACACGCCUGA
Molecule: messenger RNA, 1134 nt
Organism: Thermothielavioides terrestris NRRL 8126
Lineage: Eukaryota; Fungi; Ascomycota; Sordariomycetes; Sordariales; Chaetomiaceae
Exons: 1
Coding region: 1-1134 (377 amino acids)
Molecular function (GO): hydrolase activity, acting on carbon-nitrogen (but not peptide) bonds
Source: RefSeq, a predicted model, not a curated record